GCAAAUUGCUUCUUUCGUCCAGCGAUGAAUGCGCGCUUCAAUCGAUCGUUGACAAAAUUAUAAAUAAUUGCUUUCGCCCCUUGUUGACACGCAGUACCCAGCGAACUUGAGGGCAGCCAAUUUGGUUUCGCGUUGCUAUAUACCAUGUCAGAAACGAUGAGUUCCGUUACGCUACACGGUAUCCCGGAAACGUUUGUCGGUGCAGAUGUGUUCAUCACCGGAGGUUCCGGGUUUAUGGGCAAAGUGCUGAUCGAGAAGUUGCUGAGAUCAUGUCCUGGGAUAGGUCAAGUGUUUGUGUUGCUACGACCGAGGAGAGGAAAAUCCGCUCAGGAGCGGGUCGAAGAACUAGUGCAAGUUCCGUUAUUUGAUAAACUACGUGAACUUCGUCCGAAUGACUUACAGAAGAUUGUUCCUAUCUGUGGCGAUUGCUCCCGUCUGCAGAUGGGCCUAGAUGAGCAGAGCAAAAAGCGACUAGAGACUGUCCAGUUUGUGUUCCACGCGGCGGCCAGUGUUCGGUUCGACGAUCCUUUGGUGGAUGCUAUACUGUUGAAUACACGAGGAACGCGUGAAGUUUUCAGAUGGUCAAAGACUUUGAAGAACCUUAGGGUCUUGGUGCACAUCUCGACGACCUACAGUAAUCCGGAAAUUUUUGAGAUCGACGAACGGAUCUACCCGGCGAAAAUGGAUUGGCAGAAGGCGAUCGAAAUUGCGGAGAAGAUCGAUUCGGAAAUUCUGGAAGCGAUGGCUCCCAAGCUAACCAAUUUCGCUCCAAACACCUACACUUUCACGAAGGGCCUUGCAGAGCAAAUCUGUUACGAUUACCAUAAGGAAUUGCCGUUGGUCAUUUUUCGCCCAUCGAUUGUGACAAACACCGAGACGGAACCGGUACCCGGUUGGAUUGAUAAUUUCAAUGGACCGGCUGGUCUGUUGGUUGGCGCAGGCACUGGAGUUUUGCGAACAGGUUAUAUAAACAUGGACAAUCGCAUGAACUGCAUACCGGUGGAUGUGAGUAUCAAGGCAAUCCUGAUUGCUACCUGGCAGAAGGCCAACGAAGCACCAGGGCAGCUGACGAUCAUCAAUUCUGCCGCAGAACAAUACAAAACAGUUGCCUAUAGGGUGCUGGUGACGGAUGGGAUGACCAUAUAUCGCAACGCUCCUAUCGAGCGGAUGCUGUGGGCCCCUGGUGGACACAGUACCAGGUGUGUCUAUUUGUACUACCUUUUGUUCUUUUUGUAUCAAGUGAUGCCUUCGGUUCUUAUCGAUUCGGUGUUGCGGGCACUAGGAAGAAAGCCGUUUUUGAUGAAGUUACAACGGAAGAUCUUCCACGCGCAAGUCUCGCUACAAUACUUCACAAGCAAUCAAUGGUCAUUUGUUACGACAAAUUUCCGAAGGCUUUCUACGAUUCUAUUGGAGAAGGAUCGGGCUAACUUCAACCUCGAUUACAUGGUAAACGGCGUACUGGAGUAUUUUCAAGUUUGUACUUUGGGAGGGCGACGAUAUCUCAUCAAGGAAUCGGACGACACGAUUCCUGCAGCGAGAGAUAAGAUGAAGCGGUAUAAUUUGUACAACCAAACCCUGAAGCUUAGCAUUUUCUCCAUUUUUUCCUACAUUUUGUAUAAUAAAUAUUAUCAUUUGUUCGUUUAGUGAAGUGUUGUUUAGGGGUGAUUUAAUACCGUUAUGGAGAGUGCCGCUUAUUCGAAUAUACGCACUAUAUCUCAUGAGUCUCGGAUAAGCAAACAUUACAAAAAAACGCUUGUAAUCCUCCGAGCAGUGUGAUUAGACCUUUCUACAACAAUAAUUGUGUUCAUUAUCCGCAAUUGUACUCUUUUUAUUUAGUAGAAUUAAAUAUAUAUAAACUUGUUAAAAUUGUUAAUUCAGAUUUAUAUGUUACAAAUAUAUCGU
Topomyia yanbarensis is the source of this 1902-nucleotide messenger RNA. Its product is annotated as fatty acyl-CoA reductase wat-like. Gene Ontology annotation, molecular function: alcohol-forming very long-chain fatty acyl-CoA reductase (NADP+) activity. Gene Ontology annotation, cellular component: peroxisome. The transcript has 5 exons. Gene Ontology annotation, biological process: long-chain fatty-acyl-CoA metabolic process. Bases 145 to 1644 code for a protein of 499 amino acids. The record is from RefSeq and is a predicted model, not a curated record. Lineage: Eukaryota; Metazoa; Arthropoda; Insecta; Diptera; Culicidae.